CUCGGACUCUAAUUAGUUUCGUUUAAUUUUUUUUUUUAUCGGAUUUCGGGAAAACGUCUCCUGUCAUGAAUCGGGUUUCUUCGCCCGUGUUGCUGCUGUCGCUGUCGCUGUUGGUGGUUGUUGUUGCUGUGGUGGAGGCGAAUUCCUCGGCUCGUCUGGUAAGAAAGAAAAGGGAAUGGAUCCCUGCAAUUAAAUUAACUGAAAACAAGGACUACACCAGACACAAGACAAUAGGGCGGAUCCAGACAAAUGCUUCUCAACAUAAUGGAAAUGUGAAAUACUACCUGAAAGGCAGAGGCGCAGAUGAACCUCCUUAUAACCGGUUCAUUGUCAAUGCUGGAACUGGCGAAUUGAGACUGACCGAGAUAUUAGACCGGGAGGAAAUCCACCAGUACAAUCUGUCAGGUGUUGCUACAUACAAGGAUGGCUCCAAAGCAGACAAAGACAUUACAAUACGGAUCAAGGUUGUAGAUGAGAACGACAACGCUCCACAGUUUGGCAUCAUAGAACCCGGGAAGGUGAAUGAACUCAGCCCUGCAGGUACUUUGGUUAUGAAGAUCACGGCGUACGAUGCAGACGAGCCAGGCAAUGAAAACUCUCAGAUCGCCUACAGCAUCGUGAGCCAGGAUCCACCAGGCGGCAUGUUCGACAUCAGCAGGGACGGAAACAUCUAUGUGACGCAGUCCACACUGGACAGAGAGGUACAUGCCACAUACACUCUGGUAGUGAAAGGUCAGGACCUGAAUGGCAAAGAAGGAGGAAACUCUGAAACAGCCACAGUCACCAUUAACAUCCAAGAUGUGAACGACAACCCUCCCACUCUGGAGAAAGAGCACUACGAGGGCAGUAUUGAGGAGAACACAGAGGGCGUGGAGGUGAUGAGAAUCAAAGCGGUGGACUUGGACUUGGAGCACACAGAAAACUGGGAAGCUGUGUUCGACAUCAUCGGCGGCAAUGAGGCCGGCUACUUCAGCAUCAAGACAGACCCGAAGACCAACGAGGGCAUCCUGAUGCUGGACAAGGCUGUGAAUUAUGAGGAUGUGAAGGAUCUUGAUCUACAGCUGGCUGUAAAGAACAAAGCUUCACCAUAUGGAGCUGGAGCUGGAGGAUAUGGAGGAGGUGGAGGUGGAGGAAUUGGAGGAGCCGGAGCUGGAGGUGGAGGAGUUGGAGGAGCUGGAGGAUAUGGAGGAGCUGGAGCCGGAGGUGGAGGAUAUGGAGGAGCUGGAGCUGGAGAAGCUGGAGGUGGAGGUGGAGGAGUUGGAGGAGCUGGCGGUGGAGGAGGAACAUAUUCCAUCAAAAUCAAGGUGAAGAACCAGCCUGAGGGCCCACGUUUCAGUCCCAAGGUCAAAGCCAUUCCCAUCCCAGAGGGAGGCGACACUGUCAACAUUAAACAGGUCAUUGCUCGUUACUCAGCCAUAGAUGAAGAUACUGGGAAACCAGCUGAGAACGUCAGGUAUGUCAAGGGCUCAGAUCCUGGCAACUGGCUGUCCAUCGACCCAAAGACAGCUGAGAUCAGACUCAACAAGCUGCCUGACAGAGAGUCUCCACAGCUGGUCAAUGGGACAUAUUUUGCUCAAGUACUGUGCAUAUCAGAAGACAUGCCCUCUAAAACAGCCACCGGCACCAUAGCCAUCCAGGUGGAGGACUUUAAUGACCAGUGCCCCAAACUGACCAGUCACGUCCAGUCGAUGUGCACCACUGCCGACGCCGUCACCGUGACCGCUGUGGAUGAAGAUGCAUUCCCUAACGGGGCUCCCUUCACCUUCACUGUCAUCCCAGAGGAGACCAAGGGCAAAUGGAAGGUGGAGGGUCUUAAUGAAACCUCGGCCAUCUUGAGGGCCCAGGACGACAUGUGGCCCGGUUCCUAUGAGGUGGCAGUGGAGGUGAGGGACCAGCAGGGACUCGCCUGUCCAGACCUGCAGAGGAUCAAGGUGGAAGUUUGUACCUGCGUGGAUGGGAAGGUCUGCGGGUCUCGAGAUGCUCUUGGUUCCCCCCGGGGAGCAGAGAUAGGAGCUUCAGCCGUCGGACUGAUCUUCCUGGGCCUGCUGAUGCUGCUACUCAUUCCUCUGCUGCUGCUCUUCUGUAAAUGUGGUGGGGCUGGUGGGCUGGCAGGCAACUUUACUGAGAUGCCCUUUGACGCCAAAUCACAUCUCAUUGCCUACCACACCGAGGGCCAGGGUGAGAACACGGAGGUGCCACUACUAAACAUGCCAGCACAGGUGGAUGGUGAGAUGGUCGAAGUGGGCAUGGUGGCUAACAACAGCGGCACAAUGGCAGUUCCGGUUGGGGCUGGGGGUUUCCAGAUAUCUUCCAUGGAAGGGGCAUUCAACCAACAUGGUUUCACAGGUGGCAACAAGGAAGGAGCAUGGGGGAUGAUGGUCCAGGCAGACAUGAUGGGCCAGGCAGGGAUGAUGGGCCAGGGGGGGAUGAUGGGCCAGGGCGGGCAGGGCAGCGGCCUCUACUCAGAGUUUGAGCGCAGAGAGGCAGGAGGAGUGUAUGAUGGCAUUGCUCUACCACACCACUUCUUGGAAGAAUACUACUCUCAGAAGGCAAGCUGUGCAGCGGACAACCAAGUGACGAAGGACAGUCUGUUGGUGUGCGACUACGAGGGCCAGGGCUCCUGUGCCAGCUCAGUUGGCUGCUGCAGCCUUCUGGAGACGGACAACGACCUCCAGUUCCUCGAUGACCUGGGACCAAAGUUCAAGACCCUGGCUGAAGUGUGCAGUGGCAAGGAAAUCCAAAUUGAGCGGAAGAAAGAGAUCAACCUGCCACCCAUGCCCACCAUCAACACUGUGACCUCAGUAUCAAGUGUGAUGUCUGCCCAGCAGCAGCCCCCACAACCACCACCGCAGCCCAAAGUCACUCUCCCACCACCCGAGCGGACCGUGCUGAAGGAGUCUUUAGAGCGUACUCACAUGGUGAGGGAAAACGUGGCCACAGUGAAGGAAGUGAAGGAAGGAGCAAUCAAAGUGAGGGAAGGGAUGACAAACCAAGGCCAGACGGUUCUGCUGCAGCAGCAGCCUGUCUACUACACCACCACCCCCGUCCUGCAGCCUGUAAACUACAUCGUUCAACCACAGCUUCAGAACACGAUGCUGCUGGCUGAGACUCCGGCCACCAACCUGCAGGGCAUGAUCGUGGUUAACGGCGCCCAGACGGCGGCCGCCCCAGGCAUGGUGUUACAGGGGCAGACAGUGAUGUCCGGCACACCAGUUCAGGGCCAGAGCAUGGUGCUUGUAGAGAGAGGUGGGGCUGUGGGGCAGGGAGUACAUGUGGAGGGGCUUGGCACCAACCUGAUCCACACUGGCAACCUGUCUGGCUCCCAGGCCAUGAUGGUGGUGGAGGGCAAAGUCCCGGUGGGAUCCACACAGGUGCUGCAGGGUAGCCAGGCCCGCCUUGUGCAGGGAGGCACUCUGCAGCGAGGAAGUCUUUCAGGGUCUCAGAGUGUGCUGGUGGUCGAGGGGCCAAAAGCCAGUGGAGGGCAGCUGGUCCAGGGUGCAGGACUUCUCUCAGAGAUGAGUGGCCUCUCUGGAUCCCAGAGCGUCCUCUAUAGCAAACACUGA
Myripristis murdjan (pinecone soldierfish) is the source of this 3563-nucleotide messenger RNA. Its product is annotated as desmoglein-2-like. The record is from RefSeq and is a predicted model, not a curated record. Gene Ontology annotation, molecular function: calcium ion binding. Bases 66 to 3563 code for a protein of 1165 amino acids. The transcript is spliced from 15 exons. Gene Ontology annotation, biological process: homophilic cell-cell adhesion. Lineage: Eukaryota; Metazoa; Chordata; Actinopteri; Holocentriformes; Holocentridae. Gene Ontology annotation, cellular component: desmosome; plasma membrane.